UCUAUCACUAUCACUGCGGACGGACGGUAUUUAAGCUCCAAUUCGCGGCGGAGCUUGAAUCACUCGAAUCGGAAUUGGAAUCAAAAUGUGCUACAGAUAUAGCUUCAGCUUCGCCCUGAUCGCGGUGCUGCUCUUGGCAGCCGGAGUGCUCGGAGCUCCCUCGGCUAUUCGGUUCGUCUGCAACGUGGUCACCCAGACCUGCGAGGAGUUCGUCUACGGUGGCUGUGGCGGCAACAAGAACAACUUCCUGACCAAGGACCAGUGCGAGCUGUUCUGCCUGGGAAAGUCCGGAGUCUCUCCACCGAAACGAGCACUAGUGCCUAGGCUACUCUGAUUUCUACUGCGCAGUUCAUAGUUCAUUUCAUUUACGCAUUUACGCAUUUUCAGUACGCAACUCAUAGAAAUAUUGUUGUUUGAAUAAAUGUACAUGGUUUUUAAGAGAAACCACUGUUCGGCGGUUUGAAUCGAAAGUUUGUUAUCUCCUAAGACAGCAAUAAUCUCUCUGCGGGUUUCCGCAGCAGUUUUUCCCUGUGCGAAAUAAAAUUUCAAAAUUGCCCGAA
Drosophila ficusphila is the source of this 560-nucleotide messenger RNA. RefSeq names its product fused toxin protein-like. The record is from RefSeq and is a predicted model, not a curated record. The transcript has a single exon. Gene Ontology annotation, molecular function: serine-type endopeptidase inhibitor activity. NCBI's taxonomy places the organism in Eukaryota, Metazoa, Arthropoda, Insecta, Diptera, Drosophilidae. Bases 86 to 334 code for a protein of 82 amino acids.